AUGAAAUCGCAUAAAGGAAUACAAAUUAUAAUGAAUUUAAUAUUCUUAUAAUAUUGCUUAGCUCAAACGUGUUAAAUAUCUUAAAUAUUUGACACUCUAUCACAAGCAUGUCUUAGCUGCUCACCAAAUUGCUAAAAUUGCUUUAAUAUAAGCCAAAACUCAUGCAUUGGUUGUGUAAAUAAUUCUUACAUGAGUUAUGAUGAUAUUUCUACUUGUUAAAAUUUUUGCCAAAAAAAUGAAGUUAUUGACAGCGAAGGCAUAAGAUGCAUUAAAUGUAAAGUCAGUGGAUGCGUCUAGUGCACCUCUUAAUAAAUUUGUCUGGUUUGUGAUGAAAAUUUAGUGCUUGAUAAAAACAAUAAUCAGUGUAAUGCUAAAAAAGGGAUUUGCGAAUCUGAUUUAUAAUUACUUAAUCCACCUUUCGAAAGUAGAAAAUGUAUGAAUACCUGUCAAUAAUCUUAUUAUUUGAAUUACAGUAGCUAAAUUUGUGAAUACACUUAGGAAUGCCCAUAAAUUCAGCAAUUAUCUAGCUCUGUUAUUAAUAGGUAUGUGAAUGGCAUUGGGAUAUUUAAAGAGAAUCAAUACAUUACUAUAAGUGGCGGCUCUUGCAGCUUCGCUAUAGUGGAUCAAAACUGGAAUAUAAUAACAAAAUAAACUUUACAAGAGAUAAACACAUUUGGAUUCUUUCAAAGAUAAGAUGAGACUUAAAUAUAAUAUUUUUUAUCAGGAGUUUAUGGCGGAUGUCUUUAGGGAUAAAGGUUUAAUGUUAUGAAUUUUGAGACUCUACAAAUAGAAUUCGAUGAAUAAAAUUUGGAAUCAUAACAUGGUAUUAGUUAUAUAGAUCAUGUUAAUAAGCUUGUUUUCAUGAUAGAUAGUUAAGCAUAAGCUUUAAUAUGGUAUGAUAUAUAAAAUAAAAAAAUUAAUCGUGUUUAACUAUAAAGCAGAUACAGUAUUUAAUUAAAAAUAUUUAGCAGAUAUUAUAUUCAGUCUAAAGAAGUUAAUUAACUAUUUGUAGGAACACUUCAAUAGGACUUUUCUAUAUCACUUAUAUAGUCAAAAUAAUGCUUCAGUCCUAUUCCUGAUUAUAUAUUGUUGCAAAAAUAAAAUUAUAUUAUAUCUUCAACAUUUGAUAUUUAAAAUUGGUUCUACAAAUUAACAUUUCAGUAAGAUGGAGAGCUCAUAGACUAAAUCCUCAUUUUAGAAAUAGAAUAUUUUCCUACUAACAUAUUUUCAUACUAAUCUUUUAAUUUGGUAGUGUAAUAUGAUUAUAAUAGACAACAAUUACUAUUAAUAUAAUUUAAUGACACUUAUGAUGGAGUAUUGAUAAAUUAGGUAAUCUUUCAGGAUACUCUUCUUUAUAUUACAGUAACAAAUAAUCAAAUUUUAAAUAGCUAUUUCAUUUUACUUGAAAACUAGAAUUCUUAUCUAUUUGCAAAUUUAACUGACGCUCUCUAUUAACAUUCCUAUAAUAUUAAGUAAUUAGUUUUAUGA
Tetrahymena thermophila SB210 is the source of this 1488-nucleotide messenger RNA. RefSeq lists its product as hypothetical. Lineage: Eukaryota; Ciliophora; Oligohymenophorea; Hymenostomatida; Tetrahymenidae. The transcript is spliced from 3 exons. The record is from RefSeq and is a predicted model, not a curated record.